Molecule: messenger RNA, 769 nt
Organism: Porites lobata
Lineage: Eukaryota; Metazoa; Cnidaria; Anthozoa; Scleractinia; Poritidae
Source: the annotation of a GenBank genome assembly
UCUGCAGAACGUAUUCUACGUUCUUUACACUCCUCGCCGCGGGCGAGAGAGAAGACAUCUGGCAUCGAGAGGGUAGGAAAUGCUCGGAAAUCAAUCCCAUAAAAAUAAACACAUAAUUUGGCCGGAACUUUACAAAGAAAUAUAAGUGUCUGUUUCUCGUUAAGAAGUGUAAAUUACAGAUCAUUAUAAAGUAGUGAGUUUAGAAGUGAAGAAAUCACUUUGUAACUCUUUCGUCAUCUAGUAAUUUUUUUAAAUUCUGUCAACCGACAAAUUGAAGAUUUCAGUGGCACUUUAAAUUUCAAUUUACUUUAAAUUUUCCCUCUUUCCUAAUUAAAUACAGGGUAAUAAUCCUAAUAACUCAGUUGUUCAUCGGUGAAUAUUAUGAUUUUCCCACUGAUUAUAAGUUACCUGUUAACAGCACUAAAGUCAGCAUCCGUAGCCAUUAAUUUACUGCUGAGUUUAAAUUGGUCUCCGUUGCUUUUGCUUUUCAAUUUAAAAACAGACACUGAAUCCUCAGAGUAGAUUAUCUCCGGAGUCCUUUCAAGAUGCACAUGAGCUUAGAGACUAUUGGGCCCUUUCAGAACUCAAUUUAGAACUUAUAUUUCCACAGGAUAACGAGGCUGACUUCCAGGGGGAGAUUAGUUUUCCUUCACCGCUAAUGGCAAUUGAGACUGAAAUGGGUGUGGUCAUUUUCGAUGUGAUUGGAAUGAAUAAACUGUUGAGUGUUGGUACUCGACAGUUGACGCCACUUGAUACUCUCAGUAGAUAA